UUUCUCAAUGCAGCCCACAAAUCACACCCAUCCAAAAUUCCCUGGACUCGAUUAGGUCGGCCUCGGGUUGAUUCUCAGCCCGAACCGAAAGGACCGAACCGGACUGAGUUGCAGUAGUAAAGGCCUGGUGCCGUCGUUCGGUAGCGACAGAGAUCGAAUUCUCGUUUUCUGCAGAGAAAUGUCAGUGGAAAACGGGACCCGAAGUUCUGAAGAGGAUGCGAGAAAAGAAGAUGAGAAUAUUCUACUAUUCCUGGAUUCAAUGGACAGUUAUCUCACUCUCUUUGAUUCCUUGUCUUCCACGCUCCGCCAGGGAUGGCUGGAGCUAGCCAGUGCCCGGCAUUCCAUGGGUACAUCACGCAUCACCAGUGCAUUAUUCGAUCUCAAAUUGCAUUCUGCUGCCACCACAUUGCAAGUGAACCUACCAUAUGAUGAAUCAGCUUCAGGUGAUCCUACGGUGAACCAGCCACAUUUUACUCUAUCUAAGUGGGCAUCUCUGAGUGAUAGAAAAUGUGACUCCGGGGAGGUUGAAAUUGAUGAGGAGUUGCAGAAGAAAUCAUAUAACUCCCAACUACGACAUAGGGGUCCAUCCACUGAUGUCCAGGAAAAAGAUUCAGAAACCAACGGAAAGACUCUUGCUGUUGAUGAUCAAAUUCAGAAGGAGAGAUCUAAGUCACUGUCUGUCUUUGGGACAUUGGUUUCUCCAAAGCUUCGGUCAGCCCAAGUUUCAUUCGAAACAGCACUGGAAACUCUUGUAAAAAUGGCAAAUAUGCGGUCUUCGAUGUUAUCUGCAUAUGCUCAAACCCGGCAAGAAAUGGAGGGUGCGGAGUGACAUCCUAGUUGUGUCUUCAGGACCUGACCAGGUAAGCUACGCUUGAACCAGAGACCUCAAUGUUGAAACACGCCGUCUACCAUUGAGCUACAGGGAACUGCAGCUUAUGUUCUGCAGUUCUCAUUGGAUUUCAUUUGGCUAAUUGAAGAUGUGGUCAUCAGCAUCUAGACAUUCGAUGUAUUUUAUUAUAGUUUUGUAUCCUUGGCAUGCAUGUCACAACGUGUACAUGGGUAUAAACCAUCCAUGCCACAGCCUAAAAUUCUCACUGAUCUGAUUAUCUGAAAUGUCAAAUCGUAUGGGCAUUGCCCAGGAAAUGUGGGCCUGGCCUGUUUACAUUUUCAA
This is a messenger RNA of Magnolia sinica, 1171 nucleotides long. RefSeq lists its product as uncharacterized. The coding region runs from base 179 to 829 and encodes 216 amino acids. The record is from RefSeq and is a predicted model, not a curated record. Gene Ontology annotation, cellular component: extrinsic component of endoplasmic reticulum membrane. Gene Ontology annotation, biological process: vacuolar proton-transporting V-type ATPase complex assembly. The transcript has 7 exons. NCBI's taxonomy places the organism in Eukaryota, Viridiplantae, Streptophyta, Magnoliopsida, Magnoliales, Magnoliaceae.